AGUUGGUAUGUGCAAUACAUAGCAAUUGAAAACCUCACAUUUUGAUUUAGAAAAAUAAAAAUAAAAAAAAUAAAAAUAAAAAUCAAAAGACUGAGAUCUCAAGAAUGGUGGACACAAAGCAACUUGUAUCAGCAAUGACCUCUAUAGUACUUAUGCGAACCAUCACCAAUGAAAUCAUUCCUCAUGAGCUUAUAGCUUUUCUUCACUCCGGAAUUGCUCAUCUUUUUCGCCAAUUCUCCGUUCAAUUCACCGUUGUCAUCGAAGAAUUUCAAGGCAUGGCAAGAAACCAAGUUUUCGAGGCUGCCGAAGCCUAUCUUGGAACUAAAGCAACCAUCUUAGCAGAAAGAGUUAAAGUAAGUAAAUCAGAGGAUCAUAAAAACCUUGCAUUCAACAUAGAUAGAGAUGAAGAAAUAAGUGAUAAAUUUGAAGGUGUUAGAGUUAAGUGGAAACUAAUUUGCAUACAAGUUGAUUCGUCUCGAAUUCGACAUUAUGAUAAUAACUCUUCUCCAUUGUCAGAGAUAAGAUCCUAUGAGCUUACUUUCCACAAAAAACACAAGAACAAAGUCUUCAAUUCAUAUUUACCUUACGUGAUGGAAAAGGCAAGGGAAGUUAAACAAGGAAGCAUGGAAAUUAAGAUUCACUCAAAUGAAUAUUAUUCUUGGUGUAAUGAACCUGUUAAGUUUAAUCAUCCAAUGAGUUUCAAAACUCUUGCAAUUGAUGAAGAGCUUCAAAGAGAUAUUGUCAAUGAUUUGGAUAAUUUUGUGAAGGCUAAAGAGUUUUAUAGAAAAACAGGAAAAGCUUGGAAACGUGGUUACUUGUUGUAUGGUCCUCCUGGUACUGGAAAAUCAAGUUUGAUUGCAUCUAUGGCUAAUUAUCUUAAUUAUGAUAUAUAUGAUUUGGAUCUCACUCAAGUAGGUGAUAAUAGGUGUUUGAGGCAAUUGGUUCUUGGCAUGUCUAACCGUUCUAUACUUGUCAUUGAAGAUAUUGAUUGUACUAUAAACUUGCAUAACAGAGAAGAUGGUGAAGAAGUUGUUGAUAAUGGACAAAAUAAGGUGACACUUUCAGGACUAUUGAAUGCUGUAGAUGGUCUAUGGUCAUGUUGUGGAGAGGAACACAUAAUUGUUUUCACAACAAAUCAUAAAGACAGGCUUGAUCCUGCUCUGUUAAGGCCUGGAAGAAUGGACAAACAAAUUCAUUUGUCAUAUUGCAACUUCUCUGCUUUUAAACAAUUGGUCAUCAACUACCUUGACAUCACUCAACAUGAACUCUUUGAAAAGAUUGAAGUGCUUCUUGGACAAGUUCAAGUUACUCCAGCUGAAAUUGCAGAAGUGCUUACAAAGGUUGGUGAUGCCACUGAAUGCCUGCAAGACCUUAUCAAAUUCCUUGAAGACAAGAAAAUGGUCAAGGAAGAGAUUAAGAAUGAAGAAAAUGUCAAAGAAGAUGAUGAACUAAGUAUAGAAAAUAUAUAGGUCAUGUUUGGUUCUGUACAAGGCAACAUUAACCUAUGUUAUUUUUAUUUUGAUAAAUUUUUUGAAACUAAUUGUCUCUCUUUGUUUCUUCAUUUUGACAAAGGAAUUAAUAUAUUAAAAAGAGAAAAGAUUUA
Molecule: messenger RNA, 1603 nt
Organism: Cicer arietinum (chickpea)
Lineage: Eukaryota; Viridiplantae; Streptophyta; Magnoliopsida; Fabales; Fabaceae
Product: AAA-ATPase At3g50940-like
Molecular function (GO): ATP binding; ATP hydrolysis activity
Source: RefSeq, a predicted model, not a curated record